Messenger RNA from Impatiens glandulifera, 2898 nucleotides. Its product is annotated as vacuolar-sorting protein BRO1-like. The record is from RefSeq and is a predicted model, not a curated record. Gene Ontology annotation, molecular function: protein binding. Gene Ontology annotation, biological process: protein transport to vacuole involved in ubiquitin-dependent protein catabolic process via the multivesicular body sorting pathway. The transcript is spliced from 8 exons. Gene Ontology annotation, cellular component: endosome. Lineage: Eukaryota; Viridiplantae; Streptophyta; Magnoliopsida; Ericales; Balsaminaceae. The coding region runs from base 61 to 2742 and encodes 893 amino acids.
AUCAAAGUUUUAGUAUUCUCAAUUCAUUACAAAACUCAAUCUAUUACCGAUCGAUCGAUCAUGGCAACUUCAUCAUCUUCAACAGCGAUAUCAAACAUCAUGCUAUCCAUCAACGAGAAGAAAACUCAACAAUUAGAUCUCUACCGACCUCUCAGAAACUACAUCGUCUUCAAUUACUCCGAACGCGAAGCACAAAACGUCGACGACGAUCUCCAAACCCUAAAACAGAUGCGUUCCGAACUCGAACGCGGAAUCGGUGCUACAAACGACUCUAUUUCCUCCCGUCGCGACCUUCUCCAAAGCUACUACCGUGCUCUCUGUGCAGUCGAAUCUAGAUUUCCAAUCUCCCCUGAUAAAGACCAUGUCAACGCUCUCACUUUCAUAUGGCAUGAUGCUUUUAAAAACAAACAGAAAGCUUCGCAGCAGAAUAUUCAUCUUGAGAAGGCUGCUGUUUUGUUUAAUCUUGGAGCUGUGCAGAGUCAGGCUGGGUUAACUUAUGAUCGGUCGUCGAUUGAAGGGAGAAGGUUGGCGUCUCAUGCGUUUAUUGCGGCAGCGGGAGCUUUUGCUUUCUUGAGGGAUAAUGAGUCGUCUAAGGCUUCGAUUGGGAGUUCAACUACGGUGGAUAUAUCGGUUGAGUGUGCUGGGAUGUUGGAGAGAUUAAUGUUGGCUCAAGCACAGGAAUGUGUGUUUGAAAAUACUAUUGCUAAGGGAAGUACGCCAAGCGUUUGUGCUAAAAUCUCUAGACAGGUUGGAAUAUACUAUGAAGAAGCUUUGGGAGCCCUGAAUGUCGCCCCCCUGAAUCAGCAUUUUGACAAGUCUUGGAUCUCUCAUGUUCAAUUAAAAGCUUCUAUAUUUUAUGCAGAGGCUUGUUAUAGGUAUGGUAUAGAGCUUCACGAGAAAGAAGAGAUAGCUGAGGAAAUUUCUAGGUUGAAGAGUGGGGUUAGUGUUUUAUCUGAGGCAAAAAAGGCAUAUGCCAAAGGUGCUGCACAACAGCUUUUGGAUGCUAUCAGUAAGUUGGAAGCAAAUUUGAAUAGGGAUUUGGAGAGAGCGUUGAAGGAAAAUGACAGGGUUUAUCUCAUGAGAGUUCCACUUCAUAGUUCUUUGGCACCUUUACCUUCAUUCUCACUUGUGAAGCCUUUGGCAAUGAACGAGGUAUUGGAUCCAAGCAAAGACAAGAUGUUUGCUUCUCUUGUUCCCGAUAAUAGCGCAAAGGCUCUAUCGAGAUACACUCAAAUGGUUGACGAUGUUAUUCGAACACAAGCUGAGAAACUGCAAGAGGGGAGUGAGCUAACUCGUGUGAGGUUGAAGGAAAUGGACUUGCCCGAUUCAAUCCUUGCUUUGGAAGGGCAUAGUACUCUUCCAACUACUCUUAAAGAAGAUGUGGAGGCUGUUCAGAUAAGUGGGGGUCCGGCUGGCUUGGAGUCUGAGUUACAACAACUUAGAGAUUUAAAAAGGGUAAACCAGGAGUUUUUGGUGCAGACUGAAGAGAUAUUACAGAAAGAAGCUACAGAAGAUGCCCAGUUUAGAAGCCAAUUCGGAACACGAUGGACUAGGCCUCAGUCAAGUACACUUACCAAGAACUUGCUUGACAGGCUAAAUAGAUUUGCUGGAAAUUUGAAGCAAGCUUCAGAAAGUGAUGUCCGCAUUGAGCGAUCAGUUAGAGAUCAUUUACCUCUUAUGUCAAUCCUUAACAAGCAUCCGAUUGAAUCUGCCCUUCCUACAUUGUCGAGGCCCAUUAUGUCACUAGAUGCAAAUGAAGAUGCUGUGAUUGGGGCCUUAAAGCAGAGCUUGAGGCAACUGGAGAAUCUUGGUGCUCAACGAGCAGGGAUUGAAGACAUGCUUAAAGAGAUGAAGAGGAAGGAUGAUAUAUUGCCGAAGUUGAUGUCCUCAACUGGAUCACAUGAUGAUCUUUUCAGAAAGGAGAUAGCAAAAUAUGAUCCAAUUUGUAAUGAAAUUGCCCAAAAUAUCGAGGCACAGGAACAACUGUUGCGGCAGAUUCAGGCCCAAAAUGAUGAGUUUGCUGCUGUGUUUAACCUUGAAGAUUACAAGGCAUCUAGAGAGAAGAGCUACAAGCAAAUUGAGGCAGGGAUAGCGAAAUACCGCGAGAUUAAAGAGAACAUUAACGAGGGGCUGAAGUUCUAUGUUACUCUUCAGGACGCAAUCACAAACGUGAAACAACAGUGCAAUGAUUAUGUGAUGACUAGGAAUAUCCAAUGCAAAGAAAUGAUUGAAGACGUACAAAGACAAAUGGCAGGCUUCAGUUUCCAAGACAAGAACAACAAUAACAAUAACUAUCCUCAUCCAGUGGGACAAUCUCAUCAAAACGCAAGAUCAUCACCACAUCCAAUAGAUAUUGGGAAUAAUCCUAGCCGUCCCAUAACAUCAUACUUUCAACAGCCACAAGCACCUCGUUACGUCCCUCAGCAGCCGCCUCCACCUCAGCAGCAUGAGUAUGGAGCGGCACCGCCACAUCAUCAGCAGCAGCCUCCUCCACCUCCUUAUCAUUUGCCAUCUGGCGGUCCUCCCUACCCUCCUCCACCUCAGCAGCAGCAGCAACAGCCGGCAGUGAGUAAUCAUCAUGAGUAUGGGCAACCUGCAUAUCCUGGUUGGAGAGGCCCUUACUAUAAUAAUAAUAGUAAUGUUCUUCCUCAGCAGCAACAAUCGUCGGGUUCUUUACCUCGACCUCCUUACACUUAUCCUCCUCCACCACAGAACCAAGGCGGCAGCGGUUAUUAUAGGUAAAACUCGAGGUAUGAUUCUGUCUGUCUGUUUGUAUUAACUAUUACCCCAGUGUUCAUAUUAAGUUGUGUUAAUGGAUUUUGGCUCACUGCCUACUUUUCUUUGUAUAUUUACAAUUUGAGUGAUACCUAACAAUCAUAUUUCAGAUAGUAUUUUAGU